ACGCGAUAUAGAGCAAUCUGCAGUCAUGGACUAUGUUUGGUGCCCUUUCAAUUCUGAACAUAAAGUUCGUGGCACAGAACUUAGGAUGCACAUGACAACAUGCCAGAGCAUGCCUGUAGAGAAGCCAGCUGAACCACACUUACCGGUACCUAAAAAGAGGACAAACUGGAAUACUAUGCUGCCAAACCCAACAAGGAAUGUUGAGGUGGAAACCAGAUUUUAUGCUUCACAAGAUCCAGAGAAGCUUCUGCAGUGCCCAUAUGAUACAAAUCACCAGAUCAGAGCCUGUCGUUUCCCAUAUCAUUUGAUAAAGUGCAAGAAAAAUCACACUGAUAUUGCAAUGCAGCUUGCAACCUGUCCCUUCAAUGCUCGUCACCUGGUUCCCAGGGCUGAACUCAGUCGCCACAUCUUAAGCUGUGAUGAUAGAAGCUGCAUUGAACAAGAUAUUGCUGGUGAAAAGAGUUAUUACCAAAGAGAUGCAAGUCCCUGCACCUGGAAAACCCCACCAUGUGAGGAAGAUUGGGACAAAGAUCUGCAGAAUAAUAAAGCAACAUUUAUGUGGGGCAUUCCUUCUUACCCUGUACCUAGCACUUCUGGGACAAACAUCGUAAUGGAUGCUAAGAAUAACCUUGGUUCAAGCCUACGUGCUCCUAAAUCGCUGCCUUACAUUUUGCCUUGGAAGAUGCAUACAAAGAGAGACUGAUUUAAUGCAGUUAAUGUCCAAAUCUAAGAAGAAAGUUUACGGUUCUGUCCUGUGUUUGUGUUAACUGUUAAGAGUUCAGAUUGAUGACCCAACUGUGAGCUGGGGAGAAAUAUCUGGUUUAUAAUAAUUGUCAGUAGAUGAGUUGGUAAAUUCUUCUACUCCUGGAAAUAAAGAUGCAAAUAUUCAUGUUUUGAGUGAGAAACUUGUAAAAUACACACAGCUUUCAACUAUCUGUAACAACAAACACAACUGUGCAAUGGAAACCUGUUUCUUGUAAGUCCAGUGGCAUCUGUAGCCAUUUAAUUUUGUGUGUAUGAUUGGACCGGAUCGCUUAAAGGUCACCAUUUGCUAGAAAUGAGUUUUCCUGCAGUCCAGAUGGGGGAAUAA
This is a messenger RNA of Xenopus laevis (African clawed frog), 1090 nucleotides long. Its product is annotated as gametocyte-specific factor 1. The transcript has a single exon. The record is from RefSeq and is a predicted model, not a curated record. The coding region runs from base 26 to 703 and encodes 225 amino acids. Lineage: Eukaryota; Metazoa; Chordata; Amphibia; Anura; Pipidae.